AUGACAAUAAUUGAAUAUAUACAAACAUUAUCAGAUAAUCCUUAUUUUGGAGCCGGUUUUGGUUUAGCUAGCUUAGGAGUUGGAGCAGCUUUUCUACGAAAAGGAUCCCAAGUUGCGACUAUUCUUUUCAAACGUCAUUACAUGAUCACAUUAGAAGUUCCAUGUCGUGAUAAAAGUUAUCAAUGGUUACUUCAAUGGAUCACCCACAAAGGUGCUCGUAAAACUCAACACUUAUCUGUAGAAACAAGCUUUGAAUUAAAAGAUACUGGACAUGUCAAUACCAAAUACGACUUUAUUCCAAGUAUUGGUACUCAUUUUUUCAAGUACAAAGGGAAUUGGAUAAAAGUUCAAAGAACACGAGAGCAACAGACCCUAGAUCUUCAUAUGGGAAUUCCAUGGGAAACUGUUCAAUUAACAGCGUUUGGUAAUGAUAGAACAAUUUACUUCGAAAUUCUGGAAGAAGCUCGUCAAAUGGCGCUAAAAGAGCAUGAAGGCAAAACAAUAAUGUAUACUGCAUUAGGAAGCGAGUGGAGGCAAUUUGGUCAUCCAAGGAAAAAACGUCCAGUAGAUUCCGUAGUACUAGGCGAUGGAAUAGCUACAAGAAUCCUCAGUGACUGCAAGGAAUUUAUAAAUAAUCCUGGAUGGUACAGCGAUCGAGGAAUUCCAUAUCGACGUGGUUAUUUGCUUUACGGGCCACCUGGAUGCGGUAAAUCGUCAUUCAUUACUGCGCUUGCUGGUGAACUAGAAAGAGGUAUCUGUGUAUUAAAUUUGUCUGAAAGAGGACUUACGGAUGAUCGUUUAAAUCAUCUUCUUGCUGUUGCGCCGCAGCAGACGAUUAUUCUUCUUGAAGAUAUUGAUGCUGCUUUCCGAGAUCGUUCUGAAGAGAACCACCGAGUUAAAACUGCGUACGAAGGACUAAAUAAUCUGACAAUGAGCGGAUUACUUAAUUGUCUUGAUGGUGUAGCUUCUACAGAAGCUCGUAUUUUAUUCAUGACUACUAAUUACAAAGAAAAAUUAGACGCUGCGCUUGUGAGACCUGGGCGUGUUGACGUAAAAGAAUACAUUGGUUACUGCAAUAAAAAUCAAGUUGAACAAAUGUUUUUACGGUUUUACCGCGGCCCUAAUAAAUUAGAAGCUCUUGAGUUAGCUCAAGAGUUUGCUGAGGGUGUAACUAGCCAAGGAAAAGACGUCAGUCCAGCACAAAUUCAAGGAUUUUUUAUGUUUUAUAAAAAUGACCCGAAACAAGUAUUAACUAACAUCUCACAAAUAUGGGAAUUAACGAAGUAA
Cotesia congregata is the source of this 1287-nucleotide messenger RNA. Lineage: Eukaryota; Metazoa; Arthropoda; Insecta; Hymenoptera; Braconidae. The record is from the annotation of a GenBank genome assembly.